Molecule: messenger RNA, 312 nt
Organism: Bathycoccus prasinos
Lineage: Eukaryota; Viridiplantae; Chlorophyta; Mamiellophyceae; Mamiellales; Bathycoccaceae
Exons: 2
Coding region: 1-312 (103 amino acids)
Source: RefSeq, a predicted model, not a curated record
AUGCCGAGACUUUUUAAAGGUUUACACAUUAUGUUACAUAGUAUGCCGCAACAUCUGACCAUUCUUACAACAGGGAGCGUGUUUCAGAGAAAACUGCAAACGUCGCAGCCCAUAUGCAGAGACUUCCAAAACGGGAGGUGUUUUAGAUCCAGGUGCGUUAGUAAAUUUAGAUGGCCCGCCCAAAAUUUCCUUUUCUUCGACACAAACGCGGGCGGCGCUGGAAACGCGCCAGACGACAAAAAAAAAGGUCGAGUCAAAAAACUAACAACCUUCGAACAAAAAAUUCUUCUUCUUUGUCUUCAUCUUCUUUAA